UGAAUGUUCUAUAAUCUUUUUAGUUGGGGGUUUUAGUGAAUCUAAGUAUCUUCAAGCAAAGAUUAAGCAGAAAUUUGGUGAUAUUUAUAAAAUUGCAAUACCGCCAAAUCCAGUAGCCGCAGUAGUUCGUGGAGCAGUUCAAUAUGGAUUAGAUAUGGAUGCUAUCAAAACACGUGUAUUAAAAUGGACUUAUGGUGUACAAAUUUAUCCCGAAUUUCAAGAGGGUGUUGAUCCUCCGUCACGUAAAACCUCCGAUGGACAUAUUUAUAAAUUUAGCAUGCUUGCAAAGAGAGGUAUUGAAGUUGGGGUAGAUCAAGAAUUUUCUGACAAAUUUAUUCCAUAUAAACCAAAUCAGAGAAGCGCAAACAUUAAAUUUUUUUAUUCACCGAAAUAUUCCGUGGAAUAUUGUGAUGAACCUGAAGUAAAAUUAUUAGGUGAAUUUAAUAUUGAACUACCUGAUACUCAUUUAGGGCAAGAUAGGCAUGUAUCUGUUAAUUUAUGUUUUGGAAAAAUGGAAAUGGUUGCAACU
This is a messenger RNA of Racocetra persica, 529 nucleotides long. The record is from the annotation of a GenBank genome assembly. NCBI's taxonomy places the organism in Eukaryota, Fungi, Glomeromycota, Glomeromycetes, Diversisporales, Gigasporaceae.